Brassicogethes aeneus is the source of this 1475-nucleotide messenger RNA. The record is from the annotation of a GenBank genome assembly. Lineage: Eukaryota; Metazoa; Arthropoda; Insecta; Coleoptera; Nitidulidae.
CGCAAACACGUGACGUCAUUCGACUCUCUCUUUCCAACGCAUUUUAAUCGGUCGCGAAACGAAAACCAUAUGAUUGUUUGUUGUUCGAGAGAAGGUGUGUUGUGUUGUGUGAAAAAUGACGUUCUGCGACGAAGAAAUUAAGUUUUUCAUGAAGGAAUCCACGUUUAUUUACUGUAUAACCUCGUUUACGUUCCUGGUGGUGGGAUUUUUUAUUCUCGUGCAGCGCGCCUUUUCCUUCUUCGAGAAAAAGGGUAUACCGAGAGGGGGUGUCCCAAGGGUCCCUUUCGGGAACGUGAAGGAUGUCAUCUAUCAAGAAUGCAACUUCAACAUACACCUGUGGAAGUACUACAACAGGUUCAAGAGAAAGAAGUUCCAUUUUGCUGGGCUGUACAUAUUAUUUAAGCCUUUUGUCAUGAUGAUGGACCCUUUUCUGAUUUACACUGUUUUAACCGAUAAAAAACACUUUCAGAGUCAAAAAGACAUCUCGAAACUAUUCAAGGACGAAAUACAAGAUCAACUUUUAGAGAAAUACGAUACUCUAGAGGAAAUCAUCUACAAAUCUUUGGUAGAAAAAAGUUACAACCUGGACUAUGAAAGUCUCGAUGCUUUUUUCGUGGAAACUUCUUCAGCAAUACUAGGUCUACCGAUAACGCAAAACAAAAAAUAUUCCAGCAAUCUCCUCCAUUAUUUUUCGUUGUGCCAUGAAAGCGUAUGGAAAAUAUUCACCCCAAAUUCAAGUUACAAUAAAAAUCUUAAAUCUCAGAUCGCGAACGAAAUUCUACGGAGAAAAAAGAACGACCUGCGCAAAUUUGAUCUAAUAAACUCAUUAUCCGAAAACAACACCUCAGACUUUGAGGAAAUUUUGGAUUUUUGUUUUGACAGCAUGGAGUACUCAAAAUCGAUCACCCAAUUUUGUUUGUACGAAUUGUGUCAAAACUCCGAUAUCCAGCAGGAAAUUAUUGGGGAAGUGCGAAGAUUUAGGAAAGAUGAGAGGAAAAUUACCAGGAAAAACCUUAAUCAGUUGGCGAUUUUAGAUGCCACAAUCAAAGAAUGCUUGAGGAAAUAUCCACCCAGAGCAACGAUAAUGAAAAAAUGCUGCGAAGAUUUUAAAAACGAAAAAUACAAAUUAAACAUCCCGCGACAUUGCAUGACUGUGAUAUCCGUAUACGGGGUUCAUCACGACCCCAUGAAUUUUCCAAAUCCCGAAGAAUUCGACCCUGAUAGAUUUUACGAGGAAAACGAUAAGUAUUUAAAGUCAUAUUCGUUUGUUCCAUUUGGUGAUGACGAAAAUACAGAAAUUUAUACCAAAUACAUCGUUCUGCAAGUGAAGUUAUGCUUAUUGACAAUUUUAUCAAGGUAUAAAGUGUAUUUAAAGAAUUCAUGUAAACUCGAAUUUGACUGUAGAAAAACCACAUUGAGUCCUAAAGAGCCUUUCGUAUUUAAUUUAGAAGUCUUAAAAUAAAAAAUAAAAAAAU